UUUUUGUAGUAAGGACAUUGGAAUGUCGAAGUUUACCGACAAAACAACCAUAGCACCACAGCACAGCAAAGCCAAACCCCACCUCCAUUACUGUUUCUCCUUCUACUCACUGCUUGCCCUACUGGACUCUGCAUAGUAACGGCCACACAGUUCAAAUCUCUCUCCUUUUUAUGUAAGUUUUUGGUCCUCCCUCACUCUCCCCACUUCUCCAUUAACGGACGGUCUCAAAGCUCCAACCUUUCGCCCACCAAAUGGGGUUCUUUCUUUUCUUUUUCCUUUCGCUUCUCUCUUUAGCUUCUUCAGCUUCCAGAGUGGAUCAGAAAACUUUCAUCGUUAGAGUCCAAAACGAAGCCAAGCCUUCCGUUUUCACCACUCACAAGCACUGGUAUGAAUCUUCACUUUCCUCUGUUCUCUCCCCAUCAACUCCUAUCCAACUUCUUCACGUCUACGACAGCGUUUUCCACGGUUUCUCGGCUAAGCUUUCGCCGACUGAAGCCCUCAAGCUUCAAACGCUUCCCCAUUUCAUCGCCGUCAUACCCGAACAAGUCCGGCACUUGCAAACCACGCGUUCUCCUCUCUUCUUAGGUCUCAAAACCACCGACAGUGCUGGCCUUUUGAAAGAAUCCGACUUUGGGUCGGAUCUUGUUAUCGGAGUCAUCGACACGGGUAUUUGGCCCGAGCGUCAAAGCUUCAACGACCGUAACUUGGGUCCUAUUAAUUCUAAAUGGAAAGGCCAAUGUGUUACGACAAAUGAUUUCGGCUCCAAUUCUUGUAAUAAAAAGCUUAUUGGAGCAAGGUAUUUUUGCAGUGGUUACGAAGCAAGUAACGGCAAAAUGAAUGAGACCUCGGAGUUUCGUUCCCCACGAGACUCGGACGGCCACGGGACCCACACUGCUUCCAUUGCCGCUGGAAGGUAUGUGUUUCCAGCUUCUACAUUAGGUUAUGCUAAAGGAGUGGCUGCAGGGAUGGCACCUAAGGCAAGGCUUGCAGCUUACAAAGUAUGCUGGAAUGCUGGUUGUUAUGACUCUGAUAUUCUCGCCGCCUUUGAUUCCGCCGUGGCUGAUGGCGUUGAUGUGAUUUCGUUGAGUGUUGGUGGUGCUGUGGUGCCUUAUUAUCUUGACGCCAUUGCGAUUGGUGCUUACGGUGCUGCUGAGAAAGGGAUUUUUGUGUCGGCCUCUGCUGGCAAUGGAGGUCCUGGUGGACUGACUGUUACCAAUGUGGCUCCAUGGGUGGCUACCGUUGGUGCUGGGACGAUUGAUCGGGAUUUUCCUGCUGAUGUUAAGCUUGGAAAUGGGAAAGUUGUGACUGGAGCCGGGGUUUACAAUGGGCGGGGCUUGUCUCCGGGUCGGAUGUACCCGUUGGUUUAUGCCGGAUCCGGUGGUGGUGGUGGGUAUUCUUCUUCUUUGUGUUUGGAAGGUUCUUUGGAUCCCGACUUUGUGAAAGGCAAAAUCGUUUUGUGUGAUAGAGGGAUUAAUUCCAGGGCUGCCAAAGGGGAAGUUGUAAAGAAAGCUGGAGGGGUUGGAAUGAUUUUGGCUAAUGGGGUUUUCGACGGUGAAGGCCUAGUUGUCGAUUGCCAUGUGUUGCCAGCUACUGCUGUUGGUGCAUCAAAUGCAGAUGAGAUUAGACAAUACAUUGAUUCCGCAUCGAAGUCCAAAUCAUCAGCCACUGCCACUAUUCUCUUUAAAGGGACUCGGUUAGGUGUGAGGCCAGCUCCUGUUGUGGCCUCAUUUUCAGCUCGAGGGCCUAAUCCCGAGACCCCAGAAAUUUUAAAGCCUGAUGUGAUUGCUCCUGGAUUGAACAUCCUUGCUGCCUGGCCUGAUAAAGUUGGUCCUGCUGGGAUUCCAUCAGAUAACCGAAGGACAGAGUUUAAUAUUCUUUCAGGCACUUCAAUGGCUUGCCCUCAUGUUUCAGGAUUGGCUGCUUUGUUGAAGGCAGCUCAUCCUGAUUGGAGCCCUGCAGCCAUUAAGUCUGCCCUCAUGACCACUGCUUACACAGUUGAUAACCGUGGGGAAACUAUGGUUGAUGAAUCCAACGGGAAUACUUCAACAGUUUUGGAUUUUGGAUCAGGUCAUGUUCACCCCACAAAGGCUAUGAAUCCUGGUCUGGUUUACGAUGUAACUCCGAUGAAUUACGUGGACUUCUUGUGCAAUUCAAACUAUACGAUUAACAACAUUCAAGUGAUCACCAGGAGGAAUGCAGAUUGCAGUGGGGCAAAAAGAGCUGGCCAUGUUGGGAAUCUUAAUUACCCAUCAUUUUCUGCUGUUUUCCAACAAUAUGGCAAGCACACGAUGUCGACACAUUUCAUUAGGCAAGUGACUAAUGUUGGGGACCCAAAUUCAGUGUACAAAGUUACAGUUAGGCCACCUAGUGGCACACUGGUGACGGUAGAACCAAAGCAACUUGUUUUUAGGAGGGGAGGCCAGAAAUUGAAUUUCCUUGUAAGAGUGGAGGCCACGGCAGUGAAGCUCGCUCCUGGAAGCACUAACAUGAAAAGCGGUUCAAUUGUGUGGUCUGAUGGGAAGCACAAUGUCACUAGUCCCAUAGUCGUGACAAUGCAGCAACCUCUAUAGUAAUGAGAUUGUGCUGCCGUUUUCCUUCUAUAGAACUCUCUCUAUAUAAAUAUGUAAUGAGACUGCUGUCUUUUGCCUUAUCACAAAACGGGUGGUGCUUGCAUGUAAUGCAAAGGAGAAGUUAUAAUCUGCACAGUCUACUGGACGGUGCAGGUCUAAUAUAUAUAUAUAUAUAUAUAUAUAUAUAUAUCUUUAUUGUCGAUCCAGAAGAAAGAAUGUUUUGUAGAAAUCGUGUCUUGAGAAGAUGCCGAGGAUAGUGUAUGAAAGAAGUUUCCUUCUUUUUUCAUAUUUGGGACUCAAUUCAGUUUUUUAGUUUGAUGUAAAUUUGUGUAUUGCUUACGUUGGUGAAUGCACGUGGGAAGUGGGGGAAGGUGUGUCUAGGUAGGUAAUUGUCAUGUACUGUUGCCGGUCAAAAGUAAUAUAAUGCAUGUAAAUUUUAACCGCUCUACAGAAA
Molecule: messenger RNA, 3024 nt
Organism: Gossypium raimondii (Peruvian cotton)
Lineage: Eukaryota; Viridiplantae; Streptophyta; Magnoliopsida; Malvales; Malvaceae
Product: subtilisin-like protease SBT1.5
Exons: 1
Coding region: 252-2570 (772 amino acids)
Biological process (GO): proteolysis
Molecular function (GO): serine-type endopeptidase activity
Source: RefSeq, a predicted model, not a curated record